Messenger RNA from Syzygium oleosum, 1189 nucleotides. RefSeq names its product chorismate mutase 2. The record is from RefSeq and is a predicted model, not a curated record. Gene Ontology annotation, molecular function: chorismate mutase activity. Gene Ontology annotation, cellular component: cytoplasm. The transcript has 6 exons. Gene Ontology annotation, biological process: chorismate metabolic process; aromatic amino acid biosynthetic process. Bases 16 to 1095 code for a protein of 359 amino acids. NCBI's taxonomy places the organism in Eukaryota, Viridiplantae, Streptophyta, Magnoliopsida, Myrtales, Myrtaceae.
GCCAAGAAAAUUCCCAUGUGCAUCGUGCAAGAACGUCGAGAAGAGAAGAAAAUGCCAAGAAAAGAAACAGCGAAGCCGUUGCACGAAUUGAUUGGGAAUUUAUUGCCAAGAAAGUUCGGAGCUUGGUCCACCAACCGUGGCUCCUUUCGGAAUUCCUUCGCGACCAAGUUUGCGCCUCUAUCACGCGUUUCCAUCUCCCAUCUUGUGUUGCCGUGUACGCUCUCAUUUUUAUCGGGAACGCCAUCUGGUCGACACCCACAUCGUAGCUUGUUCUUCUCCUGGUUCUUGCUCGGGUUCUUCGAGAAAGUUGUCGAGUCCACGGCAGACGGCAUGGAAGUAGCAGACUCCAAUGUAAUGACACUUGAAACGGUGAGAGACUCCUUGAUCAGAGAAGAAGAUACGAUCAUAUUCUCUCUCAUUGAGAGAACUAAAUACCCCAUUAAUGUCGGUGCUUACGAUAAAUCCAAAACUGCAAUUUCUGGGUGCUCUGAUUCAUUAGUAGAGUUCAUGGUUAAGGAAACAGAAGCUGCUUAUGCUAAGUGCGGUCGGUAUGAAAACCCAGAAGAACAUCCUUUCUUCCCUGAUGGCUUGCCAACCUCACUUGUGCCGGCUUUCAACUAUCCAAAGAUUUUGCAUCCUGCAGCUGCUUCAAUUAAUGUAAACAGUACUAUAUGGGAAAUGUAUUUCACUCAACUGCUUCCACUGAUUACUGUCGCUGGGGAUGAUGGCAACUAUGCCUCUACGGCUGUCAGUGAUCUUGCAUGUUUGCAGGCCCUCUCUAGAAGAAUCCAUUAUGGAAAAUUCGUGGCUGAGGUUAAAUUUAAGGAUGCUCCUCAAGAGUAUGAGCCUGCAAUUCUUUCCCAGGAUAGAGAUGCUCUGAUGAAGUUGCUGACCUUUGAGAGCGUAGAGGAGAUGGUGAAGAAGAGGGUCGCCAAGAAGACAAUGCUGUUUGGGCAGGAGGUGAGCCUCGAUGACAAUUACCAUGAGAAGAAGCUAAAGAUCAAUCCCGUCAUUGUUUCUCGCCUCUACGAAGAAUGGGUGAUGCCUUUAACCAAGCUAGUGGAGGUUGAGUACCUCCUACGCCGCCUAGAUUAAUGCAUACUCUGUACUGCAACUCUGCACUAUGGAUCAAGAUCAUACUUAUCUUCCUAUCUUUUGAUAUUAAAGAGCUGAGAUCAUGUGUAAGAAA